Gasterosteus aculeatus aculeatus (three-spined stickleback) is the source of this 407-nucleotide messenger RNA. It is a transcript of the gene atp5f1e, whose product is annotated as ATP synthase F1 subunit epsilon. The record is from RefSeq and is a predicted model, not a curated record. NCBI's taxonomy places the organism in Eukaryota, Metazoa, Chordata, Actinopteri, Perciformes, Gasterosteidae. Gene Ontology annotation, cellular component: mitochondrial inner membrane. Gene Ontology annotation, molecular function: proton-transporting ATP synthase activity, rotational mechanism. Gene Ontology annotation, biological process: proton motive force-driven mitochondrial ATP synthesis.
GGAGAUGAACGUCGCUCUCAAAACGCGUCAUCACGCACAUACCCGACCUGUCCUUGAAGCAAUAACACGGGCAAGAUGGUUGCAUACUGGAGACAAGCAGGCCUCAGCUACAUCCGCUUCUCCGCUAUCUGCGCUAGCGCAUUGCGGGCUGCCAUGAAGCCCGAGUUCCAAGCCAUCGCUCUGAAGGCCGCAGAAGCCAACGUGAAAGUCCUAAAACCCAAAAAAGCUGCAUGAUUUGAGGCUGUGAUGUAGCUAGUUUUACCUUAAGGUGUGAGGUCCUUUCACUGUCCAGUCUGGCACACCGGAGAGAAGAUAAAAGAUGGAUGACAUCAAGAUGACCUGAUUAAAAGUUGCUGUAUUUUCCCUCAUUUGUAAUUUAAAAGUGUAUUAAAAAUUGGGAUUGGAAA